UUAGCCUCAGUGAAGAAGACCUCUGCUACAGGAAAAGCAUGAUGGCGCGGGAUGUGUGUUGUUUCUUCGCCUCUCUGCACUGCGAGACCCGGAGGUAACAGCGGUGUGACCGCGGGGCUCAAGCCGAGAAACAGUGACACACUGACGGUUGAUAAGAGACGCGUCGUUGUGGUUAAGAAACCAACAAUGGAAGAGAACCUGAUUCGGAGGGAGGCAGCUCGCCCGCCGAGGAGGGCGUCUGCCGCUGCGGCGGAGGUUGGAGCUAACGAUAGCCUGCAAGAUGGCGAGGUUUACACGGCCUGGGAAAGUCAAGCCGGUCCGGAGAGACUCGGUGCUGCUGCCGGGAGGGCGGAGCGGCGGAGCUGUGCACCGCUGGCGGUCCACCACCGGCACAUGCCGAUGGGACUCCUCAAUAUACCCAUACCGAGGAAAAAGGAAAACAGAGCCCUUUUCCAGGAUGUCUCCACUGAGUCCAGGGAGUACGAAGACAUGAUGACCAUCCUGACCUCCAGCUACAUCGACACCGGCUCGGCUGGCGGCUUCACCUACUGCAAACCCCGGCUAGUGCACAGCGAGCUGCUGGAGAGGGAGUUUGUGGAGAAGAGAAAGGAGAUGAAGGCUGAUGGGAGGACGGACAAGGAGCUAGAGGAGAGCUACUGCUUUUUGUUGGCUGAAAAUGCUAAACUGCCUGCACUGUGUGAGAAGGGGCUGCAGGUGGGUCAGAGUUGGAUCACAGUGCUGGGAAACCCUACCAAAGGAGUGUAUCUGUCCAAAUAUUCAGACCUGCUUCAAGUCAACCCCAUAAAUCCCGGGUUCACAGGGGAUAUCGUCAUCUUCAAAGUGAUGAAGGGUAAAGUGAAGAGCAUCUAUGAAAACAUGAAAAACCUUUUAGAUCCAACGCCUCGCUUCGACAGCCACACCUCCAAGAACGCCAGCAAAGUCACAUCGCUCUCCUCCUACCGCGCCUUGGAACUCACACAGCAAUACUUCUACGAGUAUUCCUUUGACGAGCUGCGGCCGCGCCCUCGUCAGGUCUGUCCGUACGCCGUCAUCUCCUUCCUGUUUAAAGGAAAAGACUCUUCACUUCCCAGCAAACCUCUGGCCCCCAUCAGGUUGAACAGUCAGUCAGCAGAGGCCAGUAAAGAGCGCGCUCAGUUCACAGUGUGGAACGGAGAUCUGGUGAAAGGUGACCGGCUUCUCUUCCAGAUAUCCCUCCGCUGCUUCUCUCCUCCCUUGCUGCCCCACAGACUACCGGAGAAGUUGGAAAUGGGUUGUGUAAUGAGGCUGGAGCAGCUGACCAGGUACCUGUCCUCUGACCUGCUCUCCUACAACCUGUACAGCAGCAGCCACCAAGUUGUGAAUAGCGGUCAUUGCUGCAGUCUUCUGGAGGUGACAGACAGAAAUCGGUCUACAACCAGCGUGACCGGACUGCUGCAGGAGCUGGAGACAAAGAGAGUGGUUCUGGUGACUGCACUGUCAGACAGAGGCUUUCUCCUCCUGUUAUCCAGUGUUCAGAUGGCCAUGCCCCCAGAGAGAGAAGAGAACUGGAAGAGAAGUCUCCAGGCGUUGUUUGUCUUCCCAGAGUCCAGAGAUCUGUCUAAAUCCACAUUCAGGGGUGCCUCCUCGUCCCAUAAUGCAUCACAGUCUGGUAGCCCGGUGAUGCCACGGCUCUCACAGUUUAUUCCAGCACUGCACCACGCUCUGGUGAAGGCCCGCGCCAACCACCCCCCCGAGCUGUCUGCAGGCGUGGAGCACCUCACACGGGAAUACCUCGUCGGCCUGACCGAUGGGAAGGUUCGACAGUACCCGAUGGGCGAGUACGACUCCAAACUGGAUGAGUGCAUGAAGCUGUUUCCUGCUCCCAAACAACACCGGGUGAACAUGGAGGGCUACCUGCGCUCCUACCUGUACACCCCCGCCCUGCACCUGCUGUCUGUGGCCCGGGCUAAACAGAUGGUGGAGGCGCACUGCGGCCCCGAGGAGUCUCAGGAGGCCAAUCUCAGGAGGAGCCUAGGAGGCCACAGAGAGGUGAUGGGGAAGGAGGCGACCAGCAACUCUCGAGAGGGACAGACCAACACUCAGAAGAUGCAGCAGCUGGUCGACCUGGUUCUGACCUGCAAGAGAAAAGCAGAGACUGUGGUGAGAAAGGAGGGAGGAGAAGGAGGCGUGAAGGUACACGGGAGGAAGAGGAAAAUGGAACAGGAGACGGCAGAGAGGACACUAAAGUUCCUGAAGGCAUCACAGGAACCCGGAAGACACAGCAAGUUUCCCGUUGAGGGAAGCCAUAUUCCCGCUCCCCCUGGCUCUCUUGGUUCUCUGAUUGGUUCGGUUGGUUUGAUGGACGUGGAUCUGAGGGAAGAUGGAUCUGAAUUAGCUACUAGACUACUCUCUCUGUUAAAAGGCCUCACACAGGCAGCAAGAGGAACAUCCAAUCAGAGUGAAGUACAAGAGGUGGUGCAGAAGACAUCCUGGCCCUUUGAUAGGCUGGCCACCAAACUGGGUCUGCCCACCAACUGUGACAUCGACCUGAGGGAUCAGGAGGAGCUGGAGGAGCAGACAAUCGUCAGCAUCAGUAGUUCGGAGGGAUUCAGUCCCGGCUCCCACAGCGGGGAGGGGAAUCACCAUGGAGCAGCAGGAAGAGGAGGGGGGCUCGGGAAGAGGGCAGGGGGAUAUGAAGAGGAAGAGGAGGAACAGGACAAGAUCCCGUGGGUUCUCAUCCCUAUUACAGGGCUAAGUUAUUCACGGUACACCCACAGAGACAGAAAACUCCCUCAGGACCCUCGCUUCCAUCACCUCACCACGGCAACGACGAUCACCACAACCAGCAAACCCCCCGGGCAGAGCCCCUCCCCGUCUCCCAGGCAAAGCACUCCUCCCUCCCCCCUCCGAUGCGCAUCCCCCGAGCCCAGCCCUCCUCACUCCAUCUCCCUGUGCCCGUCACCAGACCCCAGCCCCCCCCCUUCCCCCUCCCAGUGCCCGUCUCCAGAGCCCAGUCCGCCCACCUCCCCGUCUCAAUGCCCGUCCCCGGAGCCCAGCCCUCCCCCCUCUCCCCCAAAAUGCCCCUCUCCACAAUGCAGACCUACACAACGUCUGGACCCUCGUCUCCUUGGCCGCCCCCCCCUCCCCUCAGCGGAGCCUAAUGACCUCAGCCAGUUUAACAGCAACCACAGAUGUGCUAACGUGGAGCCGGUCGUCCACCCCCCCUCCAGGGAAUCUGCAGGGCCGUAUAAGGACAGAGAAAAGACACCUCAGGGAAAGGAAAAGAAGAAUGAAGAGCCAUUUAUUUCUACAUCCAUCCAGCCAUCUGUACCUCCAGCGCCAGAGAGGAGGAGGAGCCCGUCACCACCCCCAACUCAGCCGGAUGGAGAAGGGGUAGUGAAGGAAGUACAGGCAGACGUUUCAGAGGAGGUGGAAAUAGUUAAUAUUCUCAAGAAGCGAGUGAAAGAAGACCAGGAGGAGGAGGUGGAAUUUAUGGAUGUGGAAGUGGAAGUGGGGGAAGUGAAGGACCUUGUAGGUGGCCCUUUGUUUUCUCCACCCGUCGCCGUACCUCCUACUUGUCUUGACAGCGUCGUUGACAAACACCUGGGCAACUUCUCCUCUGAUGUACAGCUCCUCCUGCAGAAGCAGAGCAUUCAUUACAGCUUCCCACAAUUCCCACAUUCCACCUCCAACACAGAAACCUCCGCACCUCAUCACACACUCCCACACGCCUCAAUGUCUCAGUUAUCACACUAUGUUUCUUUCUACAACCCCUGCUCCCCAGUACAUGACCCCGUGGUCCCACUAACGCACGACUUCAACAGAAUAUUUGAAGACACCUGCCCGAGCCACAAACCUGGCAGCAGCAGGACUAAUGUGGAUGACGCACUAGCAAGCAGAAUUAGUGAGUUUGUGUCCAGCAUCAGAGCAUCUAAAGCUCCAACGAGUGGAGAAGAUGACGGUAUCUUUGGUGAACUGACAGCCGCUGACGUCAGUACCAACCCUGCACUCUCCAGAGGAAGUGAUCCGUGGCAGCAGCACACAAUCCCUAAGCAUGUUCCCGAUGCUACAGGCAACAUCAGUCCCAUGUUGUCGUCUCACGUCUCUUUAUCUGUUACUACCGCUCCGUCGGAUUCUGCCUACAAGUUGGCUAACACUUCUGUCCUCAUUCCUGCUCCUAACAAGCCCCCACACUCCCACUGGAAACAGCAGAGUCACAGUUUAGAGAUCAAUAGAACUCAUAACAUCAGACAAACAAAAGAGGACUGGACUGAGCACUGUAGUGUUGAGAUGGGGGGGAGUAGUCUUGCAGGUACAAAGUAUGAGGGGAGUUUGCCAGGGUUCAGCUGUGUCUCUGAGCCAGUCUCUGCCUCCGUCCCCGGGCCCACCCCCACCCCCCCGGCCUCAGCACUGAGCUCCCUGAUCAGCCAGCUGCAGCCGGAAGUUUUUAACAGUCUGGUGAAGAUCAUCAAAGAAGUGAAGAGAAACACCCUGCAGUUCUACCUCCACAGCAUGGAGCCGGGGGACCAGGUCCAUCAAGAGGUCAAGGCAAACCUGUUGAAGCAGGGGAACGCGGAGCAGAGUCCGAUGGCUUUUCUGAACCAAGAGAAUGCUGCAGACAGAUUGCUGGUGGUCAUUCAGAACCAAGACAUAGCUGGAUACAUUCACAAGAUCCCAGGUCUAGUGUCUCUGAAGCGUCUAGACUCUGUGGUGUUUGUGGGGAUCGAUACUCUGGAUGACAUCAAGAAUAACAGCUACAACGAGCUUUUUGUUUCUGGAGGAUGCAUCAUUUCCGACGAGUUAAUCCUCAAUCCAGACUUCAUCACUCACGAUCGACUGACGGCACUGCUGAUGCUCCUGGAGCAGAACAGUUCUCCAGAGAGUGUCUGGAGGCUGAAGGUUCACUGUAAAACCCACAAGAAAUUAAAAGAACAAUCCAGAUUCCGGAGAGAUGCAGCCAACCUACUGGAUGUACUGUCAGCCUAUCAGAAGCGGCAGAUUGUUGAGUUCCUCCCGUAUCAUAACUGCGACAUGAUGAACCUUCAGUCACCCGACCUGGUCUGUCUGCUGGAGCUCCAGGCCCGAUACACACAGUUCCGACACACAGUGUUCCUCACUGAGCAUAAUUUUGAGAAGUUCCCUGACCACUCAAAUAGUGGCAUCAUCGUGGCCAGUUUUGAAGAAAUCCUGCACGACUUCGGCAGACUGGUUGGUCACCAUGACAUCAAGAAAAGGCAGCCAAUCAUAGAUGACGUGCUGUCUCCCAAAGAACACAUCCCUUCCCUCUCCUCUCAUGAUCAACCCCAACAUCUCCACCAGCAACCCGACUUCAUUCCCCCUGCUCUUUCUCAUCUGUCAGACCAGCUUGUUCCGGAUGCUUCCUGUAAGGAAGGAGUGCCGCUUCACUCAGAAACAGACUACGAGGUUCUCCGACGAGCCAUCUCACAGUUACGAGCCGAGCGCCAAUUGGCCUCUCAGGCAGAGCUAAGCCUCCACUCCCUGAAGAACUUCCCUGUCAAUGUUGUUCCUACAGGUAGCGGUCCCACCUCCCCUCCUCUACCUCAGAAAGGUCUCACUGAGUCAGUCCAGGUCACUCAGGACAGAAAAGCAGUGGCAGCCACUUUGGAGUUAAUCCACUCAGCAUUAAAGCAGGAGACGAUGGAGGAGGAGAAGAGGCAAGGCGGGGCAGCGACUCUCACUGAGGGACAGAGGAGGGGAGGAGGAGAGGCUGGAGGUCACAGAGAUGGUCCUCCAGUAAGAGUGGUGGGAGCACUGGGAGGAAGCCAAGACCCCAGGAAUACUGACACGUCUACCCCUUCGUCCAAUCAAAGCAAAGCUGUAGUGACGGGACUGAGUUCCCAGACGCACGCAACUGAUGAUGGGAAAGAGAAAGCUGAUCAGCAAGGAGAGCCUUUAUUUCCCGAAGCAGCUACAAGUUCUGCAGCCUCUUCCAGUACCACAGCCUGUCCUGUAGGCGACCGAUCAAGAGACGUGGUUCGGGAACAACCAAUAAGAGGAGAUGCAGCACCAACUGGCACUGCCAGUGUUACCAAGAUCCAGCUGCCCCUUCAACGUCUGCAGCAACUGAACAACCUGCCGCUCCAUCUGACUCCACCAUUCCUACAGCCACCACUGCACAGCCAGCAGCAGCAGCCAGGGGGCUUCAGCCUCCUGCAGACCACCAACCUGCCUCGAUUCCCCAACCAGCCUUUCACCCCCAUGCCAGGCCCCCUGACUGGUGGUGGAGGUGGCCUCCUAGGGCACAUGCCUGCCUGGCCAGGAGGCCUGGGUCCAGGUGGCCUGGGUCCAGGUGCUGCUGCCCUGUACUGGCGCUUCCAACAAGCCAGCAGGGACUUAACGGUCCUUCCACUGCUCGGGGGGUUCCACAAUCCUGAAGUACCGGGCGGCAGCAGCAGGUUCAGGGGGGGCCACAGAGGGGGAGGCUUCAACGGGAUGUAGAGAGACGAUUUGACUGACGUUACGCUCGUAACGUUCACACACCUGCUCCAAAAAUCCAAACACUACCAGUCUGUUAACAGAGGAUAGGGAAAUGCUCACCCUGAAUACAGACAGGUGCCAGGCUGAAGAAAGAAGUGACCACACUCUGCAUGCCGCUCCAAGUUUUAUUAUUCAUAAUGCCUGAUCAUGAAAACGUCAUGGUACUGAUCACGGUGUCCAAGAAUCUGGAUGUUUUAGUCACUCAAGUUCAGAAACAUGAUAACAGGAGGAAGGUCGGAAAUACUGACUUGACUUUAUUUAGUAUGCACUUCUGCUUUUAUUUGGUGGAGAUACUACCAGGUAAGGUUGGCAGAAAUCGCUAACACAAACGGACGCGCCCUUUAGCGUAGAAUACAAAAAUGUGGUGUUCUGUGACAAAUCGCAUGUACUUUAACAGGGAGCAUUGUCUUCCAUUUAAGUAAGUACCCAUCAUACAAAAUCAAAGCAUUACAUUUGAGUUGUUUCUUGCAAGUGUCUGACUUCUCGCAUAAUUAAACGUUUUUCUCUAAUGAUUUUCUUGUAAAUUAACAACUUAACUCUUGGAAAUUCAGAUUUUUUUUCUCAGAAUAUGACCGGCCUUCCCAUCUCCAAAAAUUAACUGCAAAAGCACUUAAAAUGUCGUCAUAGAAAGUUGAUUGUAGGCCAGUAAAAAAAACUUGUGACGUAUGCAGAGUGUGGACCAAAAAUAAGUGGUUGUUUGUGUUGACACAGCCGAAAUCAGCUGCUAUAAAACAGAAUAAAAACCUUUACUACCUUACUGUAACCUCUACCUGUUGACCUGUCAGAAAAACACUAAUGGAAAUCCCCUGCAUCGUUACACAUGUGCAGGAGAUAAAAAGACAUUACAGGUGAGCAAAUGCCAAUUUUCUAUGCCAUAUUUUUAUUUAAUCUCUGACCUUGAAUGUACAUUUGUAAAAUGCAGCUUUUAAACUGAAUACAUCGUCUCAGAUUUAAUCAGUUCAAAAGCUUCAAGUAAAUAUUCACUGGGUUUUUUUCUGUACUCUGCUCUAAGAAUUGUCAUUGAUUAGAAUGUUAAAAGACUGGUUCCCAGCUUUCUUGAACGCACCACCAGCUUGACGAGUUUUCUAUUCCAACAAACCGACUAAUUCCUCUCUACAAAAGGACAUUUUCUACAGCGAACGAAUAUGACCGGAUCACCUGUGAAGGACUGAAAUAGGACAGACAUCUCUUCAAGUGGACAUUUUCUUUUGUACCGAAUAUUUUGUUUGUCAUCCUGCAAGUUGUUUGUGUUUAGUUGCUGUUGUUUGUUCAGUAGGAUGGGACUUUGUAACAGACUUGUUUUAACUUAAAAAUAUGUUUUAAAUGUUUUUUUACAUAUUUCUUUUGUAUUAAAAGUUGCCUGUGUAAACAUU
Molecule: messenger RNA, 7850 nt
Organism: Gymnodraco acuticeps
Lineage: Eukaryota; Metazoa; Chordata; Actinopteri; Perciformes; Bathydraconidae
Product: protein TASOR-like
Exons: 29
Coding region: 52-6438 (2128 amino acids)
Biological process (GO): negative regulation of gene expression, epigenetic; protein localization to heterochromatin
Cellular component (GO): nucleoplasm; heterochromatin
Molecular function (GO): chromatin binding
Source: RefSeq, a predicted model, not a curated record